AUGGCUGGUACCUCUAGAAGAGGAGAAAGUGAUGGAGGCCUUGCUUUCACAUCUCCAGGGGUACAACCAAUGAAGUUUUUCUCUCUCCUGGCUCGAGGUGGCAGAUUUUGGGACACCUGCUGGCUGUAUGAGAGAAUACACACACAUAUUCUCUCCCACACAGGACUGAAGUGUGGAAUUCAUGCAGUUGACUUGAAAAGUAAGGAAACUGCCUUGGAAUCUGGGUUCUUCUCUAGAACUACUAGUUGGAGAAAUUCAGCAGUUGGUGGACAUCUCUGGCAGGUCUCCCUAAAAUUAAGUAAGCAUCAUUUCUGUGGAGGAAGCUUGAUUCAAGAUGAUCUAGUGAUUACAGCAGCACACUGCCUGGUUAGCCUCAAUGAGAUGCAAAUUAAGAACCUGACUGUGACUACUGAAGAGUAUGGCCUCUUUCAGAAGAAUAAGCAAGAACAGAAUAUUCCUGCUUCAAAUAUUGUUAGUCAUCUUGAGUAUAACAGAUUUGGAUAUAUGAAUUCUGAUAUCACACUACUGUAUCUAAAACACAGAGUCAAGUUUGAUAAUUCUGUUCAAUCAAUCUGCCUUCCUGGUAGCGAUGAUAAAUUUGAAGUAGAGUUUACAACAUCAGAAUAUUCAAGUGUCCUACAAGAAGUGGAACUUCCCAUCCUGGAUGACAGAAUAUUUAAUCCUGGGCUCAAGGAUAUGAACCCUCCUCCUCUGGGAGGGACCAUGGUGUGUGCUGUAUUCCCUGAUGGGGGAAAGGAUGCCCGCCAGGGGGACUUUGGAGGACCCCUUGUUUGUAGAAGAGAUGAUGGAACGGGGACUGUUGCUGGGAUUACUUCCUGGGGAACUGGUUUUGCUAGAGGCGAGGAUCCUUUAAGAAAUAACCAAAGAAGGGCAUCAACUGGCCUUUUCUCUAAGGUGUUUGAGUCAGUGGAUUUUAUCACCCAAAACAUGAUCACAGGUUAUGUGUUUGGAGUGGGACCAACUCCACCAGAUAUGAAUCCAAGAUGUGUAACUAAGGAUCUGAUUUCUGUCCAAAAUGUGGAUGGAAGCCACAGAGAAGAGGUUAUGAACCAAGGCGCAGAUAUUAAAUGUUAUUUUUCACACUUGACUCUGACAUUUAUUAUAAAUAUUUUCUCCACCCUUCCCUAUCCCAGUUUAUGCAUCUGGAAAAUAAUGGUAUCAGAAGAUAAAAUUAUCCUGAUAAAAUUUACAAGUUUAGAAGAAAAUCAAGUUAGAUGUGAUCAUGACUACGUAUCUUUGCAAUCAAGUAAAGGAAUACUUAUCAGUAAAGUCUGUGGAGAUAUGUUGCCCCCACCUUUGCUGACAGACACAAAUGAGAUUGCAGUUACACUGGUUUCUGAUACAGAAAGUGGUGGCAGUGCCUUUGAGCUUACCUUUACUGCGAAGAACUCAGAAGCAGAUUCAGGUUGUGGGAGAGUGGCUGUACUGGUAGAAGAAGGGAUAAUUCACUCUGCCAGUUAUCCUGACUUGUAUCCCAGAAAUGUAACAUGUCAUUGGUUCAUUCAUGCUCCAGAGAAACACAUUAUAAAGUUGGCAUUUGAGGAGUUUACUAUUGGAUUUAAUCAAAACUCUACACAUGAUGCCGUUGUGAUUUAUGGUGAUCCAGAAGAGGAGCAUGAGUUAGCUAAACUUUGUGGAGUCUUGAACCCCACCCCAAUAUGCAGUCCUAGUAACAUGACGGUGAUACGUUUUAAAAGUGAUGGUGAAAAUGACUUCCAAGGCUUUAGGCAGAGAUUCACCUUUUUGCCCUCGGACUCUUUAAACAAAAUUGGAUUGACAUUGCCUCCCAAAACUAAUUCUGUAGCUUCUGGAAAAGCUUUUCCACCUGACAUCUGUGGUAGCCCUCCAUUUAGCCCCCAUUGGCAUUCCAGAAGAAUUGCAGAAAGGGAAGAAGGCUGCCCUCACUGUUGGCCAUGACAGGUGGGUUUGAGGUUCCUAGGAGAUCACCAGUGUGGAGGUGUCAUCAUCAACUCAGUUUGAACUCUGUUGGCAGCUCACAUCUACCAGCUGAAAAAUAUCCUACUCUACUGGACUAUCGUUAGUAGGGACCACGACAGGACCCUGAAAGAAUCAACUGAGCAGGUGAGAAGGGCAAAACUCAUUGUAAUGCAUGAAGAUUUCAAAAUGCUGAGCUUUGACUCUGACAUUGCCCUAAUACAGCUGAGUUCUCCUCUGGAAUACAACUCAGUAGUGAGGCCAAUAUGCCUACCACAGAGCACAGAGCCUCUGCUUUCCUCAGAAAUCUGGGCUGUGACUGGGUGGGGAAGCAUUAGCGAAGGUGGUGGCCCAGCAAGUGGCUUACAGCAGAUGCAAGUGCCUGUGUUAGAAAGAGAGGUCUGCGAAAGAACUUAUUAUCCUGCUCACCCAGGAGGUGCCCCAGAAAAGAUAAUCUGUGCAGGCUUUGCAGCAUCUGGAGGGAAUGAUUUCUGCCAGGGAGACUCUGGUGGGCCAUUAGUAUGUAGGCAUGAGAAAGGUCCCUUUGUCCUCUGUGGCAUCAUCAGCUGGGGCACCAGCUGUGCUCAGUGAAGGAAGCCAGCUGUAUUUGCCAGAGUGAGGGUCUUCUUGGACUGGAUCCAAUCCAGAAACAAAGGCCCCAUUUCACUUCAGAUAAAUAAUAAAAGCAAAACCUUAACAAAACAACAAUUGCCACCACCUGUACCUUCAACAGACAACUCAUCUGGGUCAGCCUAUUACUCUGAAGUAGAGCAGGAAGAGCCCAGAGGCUUUUUGUCAACUCCAAGAUAACCACUGUAUUGUAGAGGAAAACUGGAAUGUUCUUGGGUGCUCACAGUUUCACCAAGCAGUAUGGCAAAAUUUGUAGUUGGGUAUCUGUCACUCUCUGAGUAUUGUAUAUGUUGAGACUCAGUUCUAACUAUUUAUGAAGAAAACCAAAGUGAGAGAAGAAUGUCAGGUAAUCCUUACUAG
Loxodonta africana (African savanna elephant) is the source of this 2946-nucleotide messenger RNA. RefSeq names its product ovochymase 1 (gene OVCH1). Gene Ontology annotation, biological process: proteolysis. The record is from RefSeq and is a predicted model, not a curated record. Gene Ontology annotation, molecular function: serine-type endopeptidase activity. Lineage: Eukaryota; Metazoa; Chordata; Mammalia; Proboscidea; Elephantidae.